This is a messenger RNA of Theileria orientalis strain Shintoku, 741 nucleotides long. RefSeq lists its product as hypothetical. Bases 1 to 741 code for a protein of 246 amino acids. Lineage: Eukaryota; Apicomplexa; Aconoidasida; Piroplasmida; Theileriidae. The record is from RefSeq and is a predicted model, not a curated record. The transcript is spliced from 6 exons.
AUGACGAACCCGAGCUCUGGCAAUUUAGAAAAGGCUGAUAAGCUUUUAGCAUAUUUGGCUAAGAAAAUUGAAGAGAACAGACCAGCAAAUGUCGUUUACUUCAUUGUCGAUGUUCUAUGCACUUACUAUCCUACACAUUCGCCUUAUUUCUCGAAAAUAUGGCAUUAUGACAAAGAAUUGGAUGUUGAAAAGCAGAAUGUUCGCGAAUUUUUCAAACAUAACAAUUCCACCUCGACAAUAGCUCAACAUUUUAUAAACGCGGGCUUCGAUUGUCUUGACUCCCUGACAUUUUUAACCACCGAUAUUUUGGAAGAGAUUCAGGCAUACAACAAUGUACAAUGGCUUCCUGGUCACAAAGUGAGAGUUAAUCAAAUAUUCCAAAACAUCCACACCUUGGUAAAGGAAUUUAACGACCUCAUGAAGACCAAGAAGAGAACAAAGUUGCACUUUCACGGACAUGAACACACGACCACACACUUUGAUUACACAGGCACUGUGAGAGGUGGAAACGCCACCGUAGGAUUCUACACACACAAGCCGAACUUGGAAGAUAUGAUGCCAACCCAAGACCAGAAACUUAACACACGCACAAACCUAAGAGCACUGUAUAACCUGGACCAUAUUGCAAGUUUGUCUGCAGAAGCAGCCACAAACAAAGCAGUAGACGUUUUGAACAACGAAAUAUAUGGUGAAGCAGCGAAUAACACACACUACACAGUAAAACAAGGAGAUUUAUCAUAA